This is a messenger RNA of Acaromyces ingoldii, 603 nucleotides long. Its product is annotated as putative glyoxylase I. The coding region runs from base 53 to 505 and encodes 150 amino acids. The transcript has 4 exons. Lineage: Eukaryota; Fungi; Basidiomycota; Exobasidiomycetes; Exobasidiales; Cryptobasidiaceae. Gene Ontology annotation, molecular function: metal ion binding; lactoylglutathione lyase activity. The record is from RefSeq and is a predicted model, not a curated record.
GUUCCCCACUACCACUACCAACUGCACCCCACACCAAACAACGCGACAAGCCAUGGCCCCAUCUGCAGCUACCCAGAGCUUCAAGCUCAACCACACGAUGCUCCGUGUCAAGGACCCCGAGGUGUCGCUCAAGUUCUACCAGGACGUCAUGGGCAUGUCCCUCAUCGAUGAGCACGACGGUGGCGACUUUAAGCUCUUCUUUUUGGCCUACGAGCACCAGAAUGUGGCGCACCGCGCACAGCGCGAGGGCAUCCUCGAGCUCACGUGGAACAAGGGCACCGAAAAGGACGACAAGUUUGCCUACCACAAUGGCAACGACGAGCCGCAGGGCUUCGGCCACAUUGCCGUCUCCGUCGACAACCUCGAGGAGUCGUGCAAGCGCUUCGAGGAGCUCGGCGUCCGUUUCAAGAAGAGGCCCCAGGACGGCAAGAUGCGGUCCAUUGCCUUCAUCUAUGACCCGGACAACUAUUGGAUCGAGAUCAUCCCCAACAUGACGUCCAAGUGACUCUCCAACAAGAUGUAGACGUAGCAGUCCGCCAUCAUUCCUGACUCUUUCUUCCGUAUGGCGGUAUCUUACCGGUAGUAGUAGCCAAUAAUGAGUAG